Messenger RNA from Glycine soja, 447 nucleotides. Its product is annotated as probable pyridoxal 5'-phosphate synthase subunit pdx2. The transcript is spliced from 3 exons. Gene Ontology annotation, biological process: pyridoxal 5'-phosphate biosynthetic process; pyridoxine metabolic process. Gene Ontology annotation, molecular function: glutaminase activity. The record is from RefSeq and is a predicted model, not a curated record. Lineage: Eukaryota; Viridiplantae; Streptophyta; Magnoliopsida; Fabales; Fabaceae. Gene Ontology annotation, cellular component: cytosol; glutaminase complex. The coding region runs from base 1 to 447 and encodes 148 amino acids.
AUGACUAACAUCAUUUCAGGGCAGAAGACUGGUGGACAAUAUUUGGUUGGUGGACUUGAUUGUACAGUGCAUAUAAAUUUCUUUGGCAGCCAGAUUCAAAGCUUUGAGGCAGAGCUUUUAGUGCCAGAGCUUGUCUCCAAGGAAGGAGGUCCUGAAUCAUUUUGUGGAAUUUUUAUUCAUGCCCCUGCAAUUCUUGAAGCAGGGCCAAAAGUUCAAGUGCUGGCUGAUUAUCCUGAUUCAUUGGAGGACCAGGCCUCACAGGGUUCCUUUGCAGCCCAUGGAUGUCAGGAUGUACUGAUUGCUGCAAUUGGGCAACCAGAACACCCUGGUUAUAUGCGUGCUGCUAGAGCCGGUGUCACGAUCAAGAAAUACUUUGGACCAGCUCCAAGGACCUCCAGCACGUCUUCCUCCAUGGCUCCCGAAGACCUGGGGCAGCUGCCACAAUAA